Molecule: messenger RNA, 1825 nt
Organism: Thamnophis sirtalis
Lineage: Eukaryota; Metazoa; Chordata; Lepidosauria; Squamata; Natricidae
Source: RefSeq, a predicted model, not a curated record
AUUUCAAGCAGGACCCUGGACCCAAGACGGUUGUGCGGCUCACCACGGAUUCAUCCAUCCUACUUGCUACCACCUCGGCUGUUUUGCCUGUCACAUCUGUGCAACCAGUUGCCACCCCUUUGGCACCGCUCCCUACCGAGGAAGUUAUUCCUGAUUCAGCUACCAGCGGUCUGUACAUCCCCAGGAUUUCAGAAGCCCCAGCAGUCACCAUCUGGAAAGCAGUCGGCGUUACGGCGACCCCUGCGGCCCGCGACGUCGCUACGACUACGACAACUGCUUCUAGCAUGGCGACAACAGCCUCCACCACAACGGUUACCUCAAGACCCACCACUGCCCUGAGGGACCUGCUGCCUGUGAUCACAAUUGUUGCCGUGACACAGUCGAUGAUGCUCGAAACCCCAACGACGAUGGCGACUGUAGCCAGAACGGAAAUUCCAGCUCCCCCUCUGGGGACGACCAGGGAGACAAAGGUCAGAGAGACGGCCCAGCUCAGCACUUCGCAGGAACCAGACGUUACCACAGGGCCCCAGCCUCCCACAGCAACCCCCACGGAGGCUGCUCAGGCAGAACCCAUGGAAACGACGCUUUCCACAGUUACAAUGAAUGAACUUGACGUUCCCAUCAGUGGGGACUUCGAGAUCCACGAGGAGGAAGAGGUAGCUCAGACUGAGCUCGGCAAUGAAGUGGUGCCUCUGGUCACGCCUGCAGCUGAGCCGGGGUUGAAAAAGAAAGUGGAACCAGGGCUCUUGGACAACACCAUAGAGUCUGGGAAUUCAGCAGCACAACUGCCCCAGAAAAACAUACUGGAAAGGAAAGAAGUGCUCAUAGCUGUGAUUGUGGGAGGGGUCGUUGGGGCCCUCUUCGCAGCCUUCCUGGUGAUGCUCUUGAUCUAUCGGAUGAAGAAGAAAGAUGAAGGAAGCUACACGCUGGAAGAGCCCAAGCAGGCAAGUGUCACAUACCAAAAACCUGACAAGCAGGAGGAAUUUUAUGCAUAGACUGGAACCUUGAGUGCCUCGCCAUCUCUUUCGGUCUCAAUGCUGUCCCUUUUUUUAACAACAACAACAACAAACCCAUCUCUGAUUCAACCCGUCUCUUUCUAAUUGAGUCUAUCAAGUUUAACCUGAAAGAUUGAAGAAACCAACUGUUUUAAAAAGAGUUGCGCAUUUUUAGAAGGCAACAGAGCUGCACUCACCUUGUAGCGCAGGAGAUCCUUCAAGGAGUGCCGAUGUGGGAGGACCCAAGAGGUAGACCUUUUCGGAUGUCUCCUGGAAGAUCUUCUGAAAUUAACAGGAAGUCCUGGAUUCAUACCUAACUCAGGACUAAAAGCACUGAUCUUUUUUUUUAAAAAAAAAUUAAGUGGACACUUCUGGUUGUCAAUACUUUCUGAUACUCUUCAAGAUGAGGGUUUAACUUCACGUGCUAGAAGAUGCAAUAUUUGAUAGACCGGGCUGCUCACGAGCCAUCACCUCUUCCGACUGAGCAACUGUGCUGGACCCUUGGGAUUGCUUCCUUGAAGAUGUCACCUGGUCUGCAAGGGGCACUCCUUAACGCUCGUGUCUUGCUUCCUUUCUCCCUUCAUCCCAUCACCGUUCAACAGCCAAAAGACCUCAGAUGCUACCUUUCUGUUGCAAACCCAGCCUAGGUUUCCAACAGAAGCUUGUGCCCAGAUUUAUUGGGAUUCACUGUGACGUUAAACCUCGAUUAGCACAGCAUUCCACAUCUAGGCAAGAGGAUGAAGAGCAUUUUUCUAAGAUAUUGAUCGUGAGGAAGGAGAUGGCAAUACCUUUUUUUUUUCUUUUUUAGAAAGUCGAGCUAUCUUCUAAAA